AUGGCUCUUUUUCAACAAGCCAAUGGCUCGCCACUUCCAUCCCACGGCAUGAACGAAGCUCUUCGGACCCCGGUACACGAGGCCACCGUCUGGCAGCCAUCAUCAGCGAUGUCCUCGUUCUCAACCACAGAAGCCGUCGAAACCUUGAUCGAGUCGGUUCUGAGUCAGAAGAGCAGCCGCAAAAGAAAGAGGCCGACUAGAUCAGUCACAGAAGAACUUGAGGACAUCUUGCCGUCAUCGCCUAUCCCAACCCCAACCCCCUCAAGACGGCAUAGGUUUGACUACAGUCCAUCGCCCUCGCCAUUACCUUCUCCGUCUACGGCUUCAGAGGAGAGCUCGUACGAAAAGGAAACCUGCAAGAAGAGUGACGUUCUGCUCCUGCCAGUCAAGGCGUCGACUUUCAAUCGAGCUCUUAGAGUGAUGAGCGGGCUACCUGUAGCUUCAAGAGCUGCUCGGCAGGCCGAGAGAAGGGAGAAGCCAAGGGAACGGCCGCCGGUAUGGGCUGAGAGUCGACAAGAGCUCUGCGAAGCUCUUCCAUAUUACCGCUCCUUCCAGUCAGGCUUGUAUAUGCACUCCAAGGUCACCUUUGGGUACCUCCUUGAAGCUUUUCCCGCUCCUCGAGACGCCUGGGCAAGUAAUGGACGAGUCAUCAUCUCGCAUGGAGGAGGCCAGUGCAUAUGUCCCAAGCUCCCAAAUGGCAAGCAAGGCCCCCCAGUCCUCCAAGCCGACCAAUCCCGUUCCGAUGCUCGUGUAGACGCUCUCCUCACCGCCGCAGAGAGACGGACGCCCAUCGUUCUGAUAGCUGGAGAAGGGUACAAGGAGCUGCCCUGGAAUCUUGAUUGCGCGUAUGUGGUGCUGGGGUGGUAUUGGAUAUCGUACACGUGGGUGGAGGCUGAGCCUGCGUAUAAGGGUACCAAGCCUCCAUCAGGAAGAGACUAUUUCCAUCGGAUCAAGAUCCGAUUCGACUGGGUUGGGAGCCAAGGAGAUCCGUGGUGGGACUCGGAGAUACCCGUUUCUCCUCUACCUGUGAAUCAACUGUCCUCGACACCCCGGCGACCUUGCCGCAUCUCGUCAAGCAAAGAAGCGGCCGAGAUGAUAGCCACCUUCGAUGGCUUUACCUGCCCCACUUGCGACUCGCAAAGCCCCAGAAUCUACAUCGAAGGCCCCAUCUGCGUCCAUCCCUCAUGCCCCGCCUUCUUCCUCCUUCUCACCCCUCUAGGGCUCCUCCCCAUUCCGCCGACGUUCACGCUCACCCUUUGUCCUUCCUUUCUACUGCCGCAGAAAACGCCUGAAGGAGUGAAUAGACUGCCGUAUGAGGUAGGCCCACCAGGGCCGGUGGAGGAUUGGCCAGAAGCUGAUGAAGGUGGGCUGGGAGGGGCGGGGGAGAAGACGCUUUGGAGGGGGUGGGUUUGUUCGGAGUGUGGAAGAGCGAAUUGCCGCUAUCGGUGGGAAGUCUGGGAAUGUCAAGCAUGUGGUAAUAGUACGGCACAACUGAAUGCUAGUCAUCAAGUACCACUGUGUCGUCUCACGGAUCUCAGAGAUACCUUCUUGGGAGAUGCAGCGAUGAGGCACUCAACAGGGCUGAGUGCGAGCUUGACGGUUUCGAGAGAGCUGGGGGCUGUAGUCGCCAUCUAUGAGCUUCCCGAAGCCGGCAAAAUCUAUCAUAUCAUGCCAUUCGACAAAGAGUAUGCUACGGAACUCUUCUAUGAGUAUCAGCGGGAAGCUACCUCAAAACCUUGGUUUCAGCGGCGGUCUUUGAAAUCAACUACCGUAAAGGGCUCUCUCCUAGCUCAGCACUUCGCGUUCAACAGCGGCGUACCCUACAAGUAUAUAGUAGACACUCUGUCUACUCCGUUUGACGAGUCUCCUGCCUGUGUUACCAAAGCUGUGGAGCGCAUAACAUCCUCAGUGGCUACGGUGUUGGGCGAGGAGUAUCAGUUCAACGAGAUCCUGUCUGUGUGUUAUCGAGAGGGACAGAAGAUGGGGUAUCAUGAUGACGGAGAGCCCGGUUUAGGACCGGUUGUAGCCUCACUCAGUCUGGGCAGCUCGGCAAUCAUGUCAUUCCGUCCCAAGCCUGGGGAGAAACAGCGCGGAAACACCGAUGUAGCUUUGAACAUCACUCUUUCUCAUGGGGAUUUCAUGAUCAUGGAAGGACACGAGAUCCAGCGCAAAUACCAUCACCGAGUCGUUCCCCAAGGUUUCCGCAUCGCGGCCACCGCCCGCCGGAUAUCUGAGCCUCCUGCCAAGCCGGAUAUCCAAGUCAAAGCGGGUGUCGAUGCCGAGGACACUGGAGAGGUCGAAUACGAUGAUGUUGUUGAGUCUUGUCUGGGACCAGAUUUGUCGCGACCUGUCUUGGACCCAUCAAGGUAUUCAUCGAAGGAGUUGCCGCAGCUGCCGCCUUUACGUUCAAUUUCUGAUCACACUUUGCUCCCUCGUCGGACCCCUAUACAGCACCCUUAUCCAUAUCAGCCACCGUAAUUGAAUCCGUGGUGAACUGUUUAUGAGAUUGGGACAAGAAGGAGAUUACGGUGAGGGGGGUUAGGGGGGGUUUAAGGAGGUAGCGGCAAUUGCAGCCAUGCAUGUCGCGUUGCAGCGACAACGUCAUACCAGACUUUGCUCUGGCCCAGCUGGCAGACCAUGCAUCAGAAUCAUCCCCGUCCCUCACAUCCACUGUACAUGUCCAUCGCCUUCGGUGUUUCAAAGUGGCGGCCCGGUUUGCGAGACAUGUAUAGCGAUGACAGCAGCUCGCCUGAUCGCUGACGUUGGCUGAUUGCUGAUAACGCGAAGAAUACAAGAACCAAAGAGUUAUCCAGGUACGGGGUCUCCAAGAUUCUCCCCGCGAUUCAGGGGCCGCUGGUGACAACGCUAAUCAUAAUAAUGACCCGCACUUGCGACGAGGGCGAGGCUGGUCAUGGUGAAAGAUGCCAAGGCGGUCUUCAAGUGCGGCGCCAUGCAGCAUGCCUGAUAACAGGCCUGAUACUGGAGCAACCGGGAGAAACAGACGGUGGACAACAGCACUCUUGUCGACCGUCGAACCUCGUCGCUGUAGUGCCUCUCGUUGGGCUGGACUCGAGUGCCAACACAGGUAUCAGGUAUACGUAUGUAUCAGG
Molecule: messenger RNA, 3110 nt
Organism: Cryptococcus amylolentus CBS 6039
Lineage: Eukaryota; Fungi; Basidiomycota; Tremellomycetes; Tremellales; Cryptococcaceae
Exons: 13
Coding region: 1-2478 (825 amino acids)
Biological process (GO): DNA repair
Source: RefSeq, a predicted model, not a curated record